This is a messenger RNA of Gossypium raimondii (Peruvian cotton), 1908 nucleotides long. RefSeq names its product UDP-glycosyltransferase 89A2. The transcript has 2 exons. The record is from RefSeq and is a predicted model, not a curated record. Gene Ontology annotation, molecular function: UDP-glycosyltransferase activity. NCBI's taxonomy places the organism in Eukaryota, Viridiplantae, Streptophyta, Magnoliopsida, Malvales, Malvaceae. Bases 133 to 1557 code for a protein of 474 amino acids.
GAGGAAGUCUUUGGUCUCCACUCUCCAGUCUUUACAACUCAGCUAUUUUAUCUUCUGAAUUCUAUCAUCACUGGCACCAGCUACCUACCUCUCUUCGUGUGUCGACCAUUGAGCCAUUAUCAACCAGCCACCAUGGCCACCGCUGCCACCAGAUCCAACCCUCACCCUCACAUCUUGGUGUUCCCAUACCCAGCUCAAGGCCACAUGCUUGCCCUCCUGGACCUCACUCACCAACUAGCUCUCCAUGGCCUAACCAUCACCAUCUUAGUCACCCCUAAAAACCUACCUUUCCUUUCUCCUCUCCUCUCUUCUCACCCUUCUUCCAUUACUCCCCUUGUUUUCCCUUUCCCUUCUCACCCUCUCAUCCCACCAGGUGUUGAACAUGUUAAAGACGUUGGCAACUGUGGGAACCGCCUUAUCAUGGCCGCUUUAGGCAAACUUGAAGACCCUUUGUUCAACUGGUUCAACUCUCAGUCUAAUCCUCCAGUUGCCAUCAUUUCUGAUUUCUUCCUCGGUUGGACUCAACACCUAGCUACCCGCUUGCAAAUACCUAGACUUGCUUUCUUCUCUACACGAGCUUUUCUGGUUUCUGUGUUUGAUUAUAUUUGGAACAAUGUUGAAAAAGUGAAAUGUUUGAGUGAAGUUGAGUUUGGUCAUUUACCUGGUUCACCGGUUUUCAAGCAAGAACAUUUGCCAUCUUUGUUUAAGCUCUACAAAAGAUCAGAUCCUGACUGGGAGUUUGUCAAGGAUGGACUUCUUGCAAAUACAAAGAGUUGGGGUUAUGUUUUAAAUUCCUUUGAUGCUUUGGAAGGUGAAUAUGUUCAAUGGUUGAAGACACAUGUAGCUCAUGAUCGUGUUUUCAAUGUUGGACCACUAAGUUUGAUAGGCCCCGAUGUCUCGGAUAGGGGCAAUUCGGGUUCGAGUUCUGACCUGAAUGACCAAGUCAUGACUUGGCUCAAUCAAUGCCCUGAUGGUUCUGUUGUUUAUGUUUGCUUUGGGAGUCAAAAGCUGUUGAGAAAAGAACAAAUGGAAGCCUUGGCUAGUGGGCUUGAAAAGAGUGACACACGUUUUAUCUGGGUGGUGAAACCGGGUACAACCCAACAGCAUGUCGAAGGGUUUGGAGUUGUACCCGAUGGGUUCGAGCAACGAACCGCAGGUCAAGGUUUGGUGAUAAAAGGGUGGGCACCUCAGGCCUUGAUACUGAACCACAAGGCAGUGGGUGGAUUCCUGAGUCAUUGUGGGUGGAACUCGGUUUCGGAAGCGAUAGUGGGGGGAGUCAUGAUGUUGGCUUGGCCUAUGGAGGCUGACCAGUUUGUGAACGCCAGGCUUUUGGUAGAUGAUAUGGGAGUGGGUGUGAGGGUGUGUGAGGGUGCGGACUCGGUUCCUAACUCAGAUGAACUAGGCCGAGUCAUCUCCGAGGCUAUGACUGAGGGUGGAGGAAUGAAGACCAAGGCCAAAGAUCUGAAAGAUAAGGCUUUUGCAGCAGUGAGUCAUGGGGGAAGCUCUAUGAAUGAUUUGGUUAGAUUUGUGAAAGAAUUGGGUCAACUUGGAAGUUAAGCAUUCGCAGGUGAACAAAUAACAAAACAACCAUGAAGAACAUAAACAGAAGCAAGUAUGAAAAUAUGAAAGAUGGUGUCAUGUCUUACCUAGAGCAAUUAAAUCAGAAGAGAUGGUGCUUUGUUCAAGUUUCUUGAUGCUUCAUUAUCAUCCAUGUAUGCAUAUAAGUUUCUCCACCUCAAAAGCUUCAAAUUCUGCUUCUAUGGAUUUUUAGUGACAUCAAUAUUUAAGUAGUGUACUUACAGACUUUCAUACUUUGCGGCUUGAUAUUGCUCAGCUUCUGACUUGAUUCAUCUUUUGCCCCCAUUACUGGAAGAUCUAAAUGAAGAUAAUUUAUGUUGAGAUUAUUCA